AUGACUCUGACGGAACAAACCGCCGUUUCCGUACCGCCCAGUCCCGCAAGUCCCCCUGCGGGCGGCUCUCUUCAUUCUGAAAGUAACCUUAUCCCGAGAAUUGUGUCAUUUAGUGAUGAUUCUCUUCUCCAGGUUCCACUGGAUACUUCUAUCGUGGACCGGCUCCUGGCGACGGGACCACUGGGCCCACAAACGGACUUUUCAUCAAUUGCCAAUAUGUUGCCCUCCAAGCACUCCAUCAUAGUUACCUGCCAAGACGAAAAUGGCGAAGGAGACCUGGACGAGAACCUGAGCGAAGACCUGGACGACGAUAACGAAGAAAGUUUGGAUCAGCCGCUUGAAAUCCUCACCAGCAAGUCCAAAAGAUCGUCUUCAACAUCUAAUGAUAUGAUCUAUGAGCGAGACCGCUUUCGGGCCAGAUUCGAGAGCUUCAACUCUCCAAAAAACGGUACAGUCAUCUCUGAAGAACACUCAGAGAAUGCAGAGGAAGAGUGUGAGGUGUGCUGCCAAAUCCUGACAAAGACAAAGAAAGUGGAUGUGGCCAUGCGUCCAGACCUGCUGAUGUCAUCGUCGACAUCUUCGACCGACUCGGUGUUGGAACUGCUCUUCAAUUAUUCCAUCAAGGAAACUGUAUCUCCGCUUUCCACAAGCUCGCAGUUCUUCAAGAACCAUCUUAAUCCGCUUAUGGCCACCUCUCCCGCAGAGGUUUUGUUUAACCUCCGCUCUAUCACCCCACCCCAGCUUACGCUGGUAUUCCAGUGGUACUUCAACAAGCCACUACCGUCCACUACCAGAAUGUUCCCUUGGCUCCACGGCCUCCACAAGGAUAACUUUACCCAGCGGUCGUUCUUCAUUUCACAACAAAUCAGCCAGGGUGCGAGCAUGCCAGGAACACCUGUCAACUUUGAUGUCGAAGAAGAGAGACCAGCCAAUGCUCGGUUUGUGAUGUGUGUAGAGAGCAGCGAAAUUGGAGGUUUUGGAUCAAUUGAUUCGGAAAGCGACGAGUCUUGUGUCUCGUCUCUGAAAUUGCUCCGAAACACUGUCUCCAUGGAUGAGAUUCUUCAGAGAAUUCAGUACUCAAGAGCGGAAGUUAUUUCUAAGGUAAGGGCCCUUAUCUUUGCUGCUUUUCCUCCAGAGAAGUAUUCUGCUCGAAACAUCCUGGAUUUGACUGAUUUGAUCGUUCGUGACUGCUUUGAGACUGGCCACAUGCCAGUUCUUCUCAACCUUGACCCAGAUAGAGGCGUUUCGCUUCGAAACUUUCAUAUUCAGGUUGCUAAACUGGCUAAAUGCUCUGACUUUGUGGUUUAUUGUUUUGAGAAGGAACAUCACUUGAACAGAUGUAAAUGCCACUCCGUCUCCCGUCUCCUCAAGCUUGCACAAAUGAGCGAUAAAGUAGGUCUCUCUCAGUUCAACGUUUUUCUCUUCAAUGCAAACGGAAACGGUCUUGAGAAGAAAUACCCAGAGCUCUUCACCAUGAGGGACAACUCCCCAAUCUUAAAUGGACUGGAGGCCUCCAAAAAGACCCAACUUACUUUGAACAGCAUGGUCACUCUCAAAUCUGACACAUUCACUGUGUGGGAAUCUGACUACCAAGUGAAAGAGAAGGUUGAAACCACCAGGAUGUCAGCUGCUACUCGGCUACUUAAGAAUGUAUGGUUAGGAAACAUCUGGGACCACCAAAUCAUGAUGCAUUAUUGGCUCUCACAGGAAGGGGAAAACGAGGUUCCGUUCGAUAUCAACAUUUCUACCCCCGAGAAAAAUGGGAACAUCUACUGCGAUCCUGAAAACUCAUGUUUGACCAGGGACUCAUUCGGCCCCACCGAAAACCUUAUUUCAUUCCUUCCACCACCCAGGGCACAUUGGAAGUUAUUUAUUCACUGCCAUAAUGAUGCACGGUUUCCAGAUGCAGAGACCCUUGGCGAUCUUUUGUUCAAGUACACCAUCAGUUCGCGUAAAGCCAAUGAUGUGGACGAAAUCAUUCACUUGGAAUUUCCUUCCUCGGGCUCAAUUGGGUUCGGUGAUUGCAAACAGGAUAAUUUAAUGAGUAUAGUCAACACUUGCAAACUCCUCUACUUAUACUCAUCCUCGAUGGCCGAGGGCAGUUUGGCUGCUUUGAUAUAUUCCUCGGACGGAUACACAGAGCUGUCUCUCCUCACAUUCUGUUAUCUUAUGUAUGCAGAAGAUCUCUCUUUAGAGGAAGCCAUGCUUCGCCUCCAUAAGGAUUACGGAAGACCAUUCUAUAUUUUCAACAGCGAUGUGCUCGUCCUUCAGAAGUUGCAAAUAUUAUUGAGAAGAUUCAGCCCUGUUGCUUUAAAGAACCGCAUAGACUGGGGAAGCCAAGAAGCGAUUUCAUGUCAAGAAAUCAACGAAAUCUUGCUUGGCAGAACCAAUUCUGUGCCCAGCAAAGGCAUUCCAAACCGACUUAAAUUGGGAUACAUCGCCAAUGACUCAGACGAGGACAGCUCAGACUCUGAUGGUGGAUCAGAAGAUGAUAUCAAUGACACCUCUUCUUUUCUCGACAGGAGCUGGGUCGAGGAGGUGGAAGGUUCAUUCCCGUCCAGGAUAUUGCCUUACCUUUAUCUAGGAUCCCUAAAACAUGCCAACAGUUUAUCUCUCUUAAGCAAGCUUGGUAUCAAGAAGGUGAUUUCUGUUGGAGAGGAGCUUGACUGGCUAAAUGGAUACAAGUUCCAGCAUAAUAACGAUAUAAUUGUCGACGAGGUGGACAACGGAAACAUCGAGUUGUUCAAUAUCACACCCAAGAAUACUAGCUACAACAGAUACAAUAGCAAGUGUUCUGUUGAAGGUGUGGUCAAGAUCAACAACCUCCAGGAUGACGGAAUUGACGAGCUCACGAAAUCUUUGCCACAGAUUUUGGAGCAAAUUGAUCUUGAGUACCGAAAGACAAAGGGUAAUACCAAGAUCUUGGUACACUGCAGAGUUGGAGUCUCCAGAUCUGCCACCGUGGUAAUUGCAGAGGUGAUGAGAAGACUCGGGUUGAAUCUUCCUCAAGCAUACUUGUAUGUUAGAGUACGCCGAUUGAACAUUGUUAUUCAGCCAAACUUGAGGUUCAUGUACGAACUCUUCAAAUGGGAGGAACAAGAGCGUGCCAUUAAACAGAGAACAGACAAAAAUCUUAAUUUGAGAGAGAUUGAUUGGUUUGUCAUGUGUCGGGAGAUUAAGAAAUUGAAUCUUCCAUUCCUACAGAACUGA
Sungouiella intermedia is the source of this 3210-nucleotide messenger RNA. The record is from the annotation of a GenBank genome assembly. Lineage: Eukaryota; Fungi; Ascomycota; Pichiomycetes; Serinales; Metschnikowiaceae.